GCUUGCUUUCAGCACUGAAGAACCCCGGGAAAAAUAAAUCCGGCUUGAAUCCGGCUCUGCGGGGCGCGGCGGCCGGACGCGUGUCCUGGACACAGGCGCCGGGAGCCUGGCGCUCUGGGACGGGGCGGGGGUCCUGGGCCGGAGCCGCUCCCGAGGUUGGCCUCUUUGCGGGUCCCUCUUCCCACCGCGAGGUGGGGGUGUGUGUGGGUUGGGGGGGGGACACCGUCCGGAGCCGGGAGGGCAGGAGGCUGGCUGGAUCCGGGUGCCGGCCAGCCGGCCGGCUUGCCUGACACCCCCCUCGCCCCACGCUCGCUCUCUCCGAGUGCGGGGCGCGGAGGGGCAGGUGCGGGGCGCGCGGGCCGAGGCUCCCUCUCACCUAGGUGUGAGCUGAUUAUUCAAAUGGGCUGCCCCGGGUCUGGGGAUUGGAGGCCCGCGCCAGCGCGCCGCGCUAUAUCACCAGCCGCCCACGUCACUGCGGCACUUGUCCGCUCCGCGGUCCGCACCUCCUCCUCCUCCUCCUCCUCUUCCUCCUCUUCCCCCCUCCCCCACCCACCCCUGCGCUGCGCGCUUCCCGCCGCCUCGGGGCAGCUCGGCACUGCCAGCAUCAGCCGCCACCCGGCAGCCCGAGAGCGGGGCGCGGGCGGCGGGCGCUCCCGACAGCCGGGCCCCGGCCUGGGCCUCCUGCGCUCCUCCGCCCCCUCCUCCCGCCCACUUCCAGCCACCGCCUCCGGCCGGCCGGCGCAAGAGGGAGUGGAGCCGAGAGCGAGCGAGCGAGCGCGAGGAGGGCGGAGGGAGGGAGGGGACGGUGCCUCGGCUGACUUUUUUUUUUUUUUUUAAAGAGGGUGGGGGUGGGGGGUGAUCGCCGGUCGUUUGUUGUGGCUGUUAAAUUUUAAACUGCCAUGCACUCGGCUUCCAGUAUGCUGGGAGCUGUGAAGAUGGAAGGGCACGAGCCGUCCGACUGGAGUAGCUACUACGCCGAACCCGAGGGUUACUCCUCGGUGAGCAACAUGAACGCCGGCUUGGGCAUGAACGGCAUGAACACGUACAUGAGCAUGUCGGCGGCCGCCAUGGGCAGCGGCUCCGGCAACAUGGGUGCGGGCUCUAUGAACAUGUCGUCGUACGUGGGCGCGGGCAUGAGCCCGUCCCUGGCGGGCAUGUCCCCCGGCGCGGGCGCCAUGGCGGGCAUGGGCGGCUCGGCCGGGGCCGCGGGCGUGGCGGGCAUGGGGCCGCACCUGAGCCCCAGCCUGAGCCCGCUCGGGGGCCAGGCGGCGGGCGCCAUGGGCGGCCUGGGCCCGUACGCCAACAUGAACUCCAUGAGCCCCAUGUAUGGGCAGGCGGGCCUGAGCCGCGCGCGCGACCCCAAGACCUACCGGCGCAGCUACACGCACGCCAAGCCACCCUACUCGUACAUCUCGCUCAUCACCAUGGCCAUCCAGCAGAGCCCCAACAAGAUGCUGACGCUGAGCGAGAUCUAUCAAUGGAUCAUGGACCUCUUCCCCUUCUACCGGCAGAACCAGCAGCGCUGGCAAAACUCCAUCCGCCACUCGCUCUCCUUCAACGACUGCUUCCUCAAGGUGCCCCGCUCGCCGGAUAAGCCCGGCAAGGGCUCUUUCUGGACCCUGCACCCGGACUCGGGCAACAUGUUCGAGAACGGCUGCUACCUGCGCCGCCAGAAGCGCUUCAAGUGCGAGAAGCAGCUGGCGCUCAAGGAGGCCGGAGCCCCUGGCGCUGGGGCCGGCGGCAAGAAGGCGGCGGCGGUGGGCGCGCAAGCCUCACAGGCUCAGCUCGGGGAGGUGGCCGGGCCAGCCCCGGACACCCCAGCGGGCACCGAGUCGCCUCACUCGAGCGCCUCGCCGUGCCAGGAGCACAAGCGCGUGGCGCUGGGGGAGCUGAAGGGGUCGGCGGCCGGGGCGGCGCUGAGUCCCCCGGAGCCGGCACCCUCGCCCGGGCAGCAGCAGCAGCAGCAGGCGGCCGCGGCCCACCUGUUGGGCCCGCCCCACCACCCGGGCCUGCCCCCCGAGGCUCACCUCAAGCCGGAGCACCACUACGCCUUCAACCACCCCUUCUCCAUCAACAAUCUCAUGUCUUCGGAGCAACAGCACCACCACAGCCACCACAGCCACCACCAGUCCCACAAAAUGGACCUCAAGGCCUAUGAACAGGUGAUGCACUAUCCCGGCUACGGGUCGCCCAUGCCCGGCAGCUUGGCCAUGGGGCCCGUUACGAACAAAGCGGGCCUGGACGCCUCGCCCCUCGCCGCAGAGACCUCCUACUACCAGGGGGUGUAUUCUCGGCCCAUCAUGAACUCUUCUUAAAGAAGGCGGCUUCAGGCCCGACUGGCUCAGACAAGCCUGGGACACAGACCAGAGAGAGAGAGAGAGAGAGAGAAAGAGGAGGAAGUGGCUGUGCAGACUUUAGCAGGGGGGCUUGGAGAGAUGCAAGGGUGGAGAGAUCCGUGACAUCCCCCCCCCCCAAGGCAAGCCCUUCUCUCCUGGAAAGAUGACAUUGAAACCUGUCGUUCUAUAUAGCGAGGGAAAGAGGAAGAAAUAUAAAUUCAGAAAAAGAAAGAAAGAAAGAGAAAAGAAACAAAGGAAGAAGAUAAAAGAAAACCUCCGGUUUCACUGCUGUGUAGACUCCUGGUUUUGGAAGCACCUGCCAGUUCUGACCUUUUGUUGUCAUUAUCCAUUGAUGUUGUUGCAGGCGAGUCUUGCUUUAAAGGGGGAAAAAAAAAACUUUUGUGAGUGACUCGGUGUAAAAACCAUGUAGUUUUAACAGAGAACCAGCGGGUUGUACUAUCGUUUUAAAAGGGGGAAAAAUGUCAAGGUCUGUUGUAAAUGACCAAGAAAAAAAAAAAAAGAAAAUCAUGCCCAUUCUUGACAUGGCGAAAAUCCAGGUCUCGGGUCUGAUUAAUUUAUGGUUUCUGCGUGCUUUAUUUAUGGCUUAUAAAUGUGUAUUCUGGCCACAAGGGCCAGAGUUCCACAAAUCUAUAUUAAAAUGUUAUUGCCGGUUUUA
Messenger RNA from Oryctolagus cuniculus (rabbit), 3012 nucleotides. RefSeq names its product forkhead box A2 (gene FOXA2). Gene Ontology annotation, molecular function: RNA polymerase II cis-regulatory region sequence-specific DNA binding; DNA-binding transcription factor activity, RNA polymerase II-specific; protein domain specific binding. Gene Ontology annotation, biological process: cell differentiation; regulation of transcription by RNA polymerase II; anatomical structure morphogenesis. The record is from RefSeq and is a predicted model, not a curated record. NCBI's taxonomy places the organism in Eukaryota, Metazoa, Chordata, Mammalia, Lagomorpha, Leporidae.